AUGGCUGAAGUAAGUUUGAGCGAGUCCUCCACCGAGGACGUAGCGAAUAGGUUCGCUCGCAAAGGGGCUCUGAGGCAAAAAAACGUCCACGAGGUCAAGAACCACAAAUUCAUAGCCAGGUUCUUCAAGCAGCCGACUUUCUGCAGCCACUGCACCGACUUCAUCUGGGGGUUUGGAAAGCAAGGAUUCCAGUGCCAAGUUUGCUGUUUUGUGGUCCACAAGAGGUGCCAUGAAUUUGUCACGUUCAGCUGCCCAGGGGCAGAUAAGGGGCCCGACACAGACGAUCCCAGAACAAAACAUAAGUUUAAGAUCCACACCUAUGGGAGCCCCACCUUCUGUGACCACUGUGGCUCUCUGCUCUAUGGCCUCAUCCACCAGGGCAUGAAGUGCGACUCCUGCGAUAUGAACGUCCAUAAGCAGUGUGUUAUGAACGUGCCCAGCCUGUGUGGAACUGAUUACACCGAAAGGAGGGGGCGUGUUUACCUCAAAUGUGAGGUCAGCGGGGAUAAGAUGAAGGUCACAGUGAGUGAAGGCAGAAACCUGAUCCCCAUGGACCCCAACGGCCUGUCUGAUCCGUAUGUCAAGCUCAAGCUCAUACCAGACCCCAAAAAUGAGACCAAGCAGAAGACCAAAACCAUCCGCUCUAGCCUCAACCCCAAAUGGAACGAAACCUUUACUUUUAAGAUGAAACCUACAGAUAAGGACCGCAGGCUGUCAGUGGAGGUGUGGGACUGGGACCGGACCACAAGGAAUGACUUCAUGGGAUCCCUUUCUUUUGGCGUGUCAGAGCUCAUGAAGUCUCCAGUCUGUGGCUGGUAUAAGUUGUUGUGUCAGGAGGAGGGGGAAUACUACAAUGUUCCUAUCUCAGAGGAGGAUGAUGGUAAUGAGGAACUGAGGCAGAAAUUUGAGAAAGCCAAGCUAGGCCCUGGUAAGAAAGUGAUUGACGAGACGGACGACACCUGCUCCAGCCAGCUGCCAUCCAACAGCCUGGACCAAGUCAAGCUCAGCGACUUCUCCUUCUUGGCUGUGUUGGGGAAAGGCAGCUUCGGCAAGGUUAUGCUGGCAGAGAUGAAGGCCAGUGACGAGCUGUAUGCAAUCAAGAUCCUGAAAAAGGACGUGGUGAUCCAGGACGAUGACGUAGAAUGUACCAUGGUGGAGAAGAGAGUUCUGGCACAACAGGACAAGCCGCCCUUCCUCACACAGCUCCACUCGUGCUUCCAGACUGUGGAUCGUCUCUACUUUGUCAUGGAGUAUGUAAAUGGGGGAGACCUCAUGUACCAUAUCCAACAAGUGGGCAAGUUCAAGGAACCUCAGGCAGUGUUCUAUGCAGCAGAGAUCGCUGCUGGUCUCUUCUUCCUGCACAGUAAAGGAAUCAUCUACAGGGAUCUGAAGUUGGACAAUGUGAUGCUGGACUCUGAGGGACACAUCAAGAUUGCUGACUUUGGCAUGUGUAAAGAGAACAUGUCAGAAGGAGUGACCACGCGCACCUUCUGCGGCACUCCAGACUACAUAGCCCCAGAGAUCAUUGCCUAUCAGCCAUAUGGACGCUCUGUAGAUUGGUGGGCAUAUGGAGUUCUGCUCUACGAAAUGCUUGCAGGACAGCCUCCAUUUGACGGAGAGGAUGAAGAUGAGUUGUUCCAGUCCAUAAUGGAGCACAAUGUGUCCUACCCCAAGUCCCUAUCAAAAGAAGCUGUCUCCAUCUGCAAAGGGCUGAUGACCAAGCACCCGUCCAAGCGUCUGGGCUGUGGCCCUGAGGGGGAGAGGGACAUCAGAGAACAUGCCUUCUUCAGACGUAUCGACUGGGAACGCCUUCAGAACAGGGAGAUACAGCCGCCCUUCAAGCCCAAAGUGUGUGGCAAAGGAGCAGAGAACUUUGACAAGUUCUUCACGCGCACUCAGCCCCAGCUCACACCACCAGAUGAGCUGGUUAUCGCCAACAUCGACCAGGUUGAGUUUGCAGGGUUCUCUUUCAUAAACCCACAGUUUGUACACCCGUCGCUCUGCAUCAGCGAAUGAGAAGGAUGGGGAAACCUCCCUGAAGAACCUCCCUGCUCACUGCCACCCACUUACACCAACCGCCAAACUAACAUCUGACCACAAGUUGAUCAAGGCCCACUUUAUGGAUUGGUUUUAUUUAUAAGAAAGAAUUUAGGACAUGCAUAUUUGUUCCCUGCAGUUCCUUUGCCAGUAUAGAUUAUACAGAUUAGAUUGUUUCUGGCCACCACAAGAAAUAAUUUCCCUUUAGUUUAAUGAUGAGCAUGUACUUUAGACAAGGAGGUCCUUGCUUAACACUGCAAUUUAUAUUGAAGGUUUACCAUAACUGCGGGCGCUGAGACAGAAGGAUGUCUGGCUUUAUAUAUCUAUGCCAGAAUAUGAUUCAUUAGAGAGAAUAAAUUAAUUUCUGCCUGUAUAACCAAGAGAAUAUUAAGCAAGCAUUCGGCCAUGAUAGCAUUUAAGGCAUGGAUUACUCUGGAAGGCAUGUCUUCGCAAAAAUUCAAGAUACAAAUCUCAGUGGAUAAACAUUACAGUCCCUAGAUCUCCGUGGUGGGUCACAGUUUGUUUUUAUAUGGAUAAUAAUCACAUUAUAGAUAUUACUGUAUGUGAUGACCAGAAAAAACACACAUAUCAGGCAGUGUAGAUGCCAUAGCCAAAUAUGAAGGACAGGUGGUGCAGGAGUUGAAACAGCACUUUGUGAUUUGAUGUUUCCUGUAUUAUGUUUACGGUUUUCUUCCCCUUUGAUUUCAUGGUGAUGGUGUAAAAUUCUGUUUUAGUACAAACUGAUACUAUAGCCAGUCUCAACUUCAAGUGUGCGUAGCAAAUCAACUAAAGAAUGAACAGUUAUGUAUUAAAAUAAUAUGCAGCCUGUAAAAACGCAAUUAUGUAAGACACAUUGGUAUGAAAGUGUCGGCGUCGGUUUGAAUUUAUCAAAAUUUCACCUAGCUUAACCUACUUGACCUGGUUUUGAAAAUAGUGAUUCACAAACUUAUUUCCUAGCCCUCAUUGAGCUGCAGAUUGUAUACUUACCUUGUCAAUAAUUUUGUGGACACUAUGUGGACACAUAAUCAACCGUAAUAAGUUUAGUAUGUGGGCAGUGGCAGAAUAUAUAUAUUUAUCUAUACUGAAAAAUCAAUCCUAAAAAGUUUACAGUUUGUGAUGUUUUAACAUUAGUCAGUGUUAACCACUGUCCCUGUCCCACUAUGCCCAUAAGUACAAAACCUCCCUUUGGUCAUACAUGUCUUAACAGACACAGUACAAGACAUUUCAAUAAACUGUUAUUAUUUUUUAGAAUAUACAAUUAAGUGAUGUCAUUGUGUAUUAGGCAUGCAUUGCAUAAAAUAUCAUCCCCUCAAACGUAGAUAAAACCCAUUUGUUGGGUUUCUUGGAUACAGAAGUUGCAAAUCAAAAACACUUCUGACAUUGUAUCGUUGUCCUGAGAACAAUUUCUUCCUUCAUUAGGAGUAUUUCAACAUAAUCAUUAUUAGAUGAAUAUGAGCCUUUUUAUGCAUUAAUUUUUCUUUCUUUAAUAUCUUUAAACUAGAUUCGUUUUUACUCACUACUCUCUUUUCUGUGAACUCAUACAUAUUUUUCCAUUAGAUCAGAUGAAUAUUUUAAUGUAUCUACUCCUUUGUAAAUAAUCAUGAGUUAUUUAAAAAAGAGCGGCAAGUUACAGUUUUUAUACCAACACCUGAAUGUGCUUUUAUUACAGUAAUUAGUUAAACCAAUAUUUGUACCUGUAAAAAAAGAUUAAACAACUACGAACAUAACCCAGUACAGAUGAACUUUGUAACAAAUGGAUGUCUUGAAUAGAGUCCAGAUUUAGCAAGUUGUAAAAAAUAUCUGUUCUACUUGUGUUGUUAGGUUCAUCAAAUCUUUUUCUUUUCCUUUUGAUUUUUCUUAAAUCAUAUUCAAUGGUUUCUACUGCAAAUUAUGUGUUGAUUGGAUGCCUGUCUGGUUGUUGACUGUCCUUCUGUAUCUGCAUGCUGUUGGUAGGCAUCAUUCAUGCACGUGAUCUGCUAAAUGCUGCACGCUACAAAAUCUGUAACCCCAAUGAGUUACAACCUUAAAAUGAGGCUCCGCUCAAAAUCUAACUUUAGAGGUAAGAGUCACCCGUUGUAGCUUUUUUGUCCUUCUUGAAGAAUAAUGGCCAUGGUUAGCUUAAAUCCAUGUUGAUUAUAAUGGAUUCCAAUACUGAAUGCUUUUCACUAUAGGAAAAAAAGUGACGAAAUGUCCACAAAGAAUGCCUCGAACCACUCCUACAUCAUAAGCCACUCGUUCGCUGUGUAUCUGUACUCUCACUUUGUUUCAAACUUGCACAUUUCUGCUAAAAUAAAAAGCCUACAAGAAAUGAGUGUGAAACACUCAAAAGAGUGAUUUAGGGUGAGCUAUCACUGCAAGCAUAGUUCUGGAUUGACCGAAUUUAAAGUGGUCCAUUAGACAUCGCAGUCAAUUAUCAUAAGAAUGCUCAUUUUAGACCAGCUUAAAGAUUGUGACUGAGGUUCAACAACACAGCUCUGCAACAAAAAAAUAAAACACCGAAAGUCAUAAUGCUGAAAACACUGAAAGUCAUAAUGCUCAGGCAGGUUGGUGAACUAUGUAUGAAAAAGCAAGAGUGAGCAGCAACAGUGUUUUUGACAAAAAAAAAAAAAAAAAUCCAGAUAUAAAAGGUUGAAGAAAGUAGUAUAGAAUAGACAUUUAUUACAGAUUAUGAAUUUAAAUAGAUACUAAUAUUUACCUUUUUCCUGAAACCUAGUCACUGGGUCUAGAGCAGUGCUCUUUUCUUUAGCAGCGUGAUAUAUAUACAUUAUGGCCCCUGGUUCCUCACGCCUUUUCAUAUUUAGGGCAAUGUGGAACACUGAAUCCAGAUCUAUGGUGAGUUGUGACUCAGACGCACUGCUCAUUGCUAGGCCAGUGGGACCACUCGCUCUCUAGUGUCUCUUGAAUGGGGUUUAUGUUAUGUUCUUAAUGUUGUGUUGUUGUCAAUUUGUAAUUUUAUUUUAUUUUAUUUUUUUUGAUUGUGCCCUUUAUUUUUGUCUCUUGUUAGUUGGUGUCAGUGUUGUCAAUUUUAUUUCUCUAGCUUCUGCUCCAGAAAUUCAGGAAUGAUUCUAAAGAUAUAUCACAUUAGAAAACUCAUAUCUGACUGAUAUAGAUGUGAACUAUUGAAACGUGUAAUAUUUUUUCCAUGUUUUUCUAAGAGUCGUGCUCUCCUACUGUGUGUCGUAUACCUUUUGCAUGUGCCAAACCUGGAAAACGCCAGAACCCGACAAUAGUAGCGUUGCACUAGUUGUAGUCACAUGGAUGACUCUCGCUGGCAGCUUUCUCCCCCUACAGGCUGAGACCUGCCUAAAGCCACACCUGCUGUACACUCUCUUAGCUACAUCCCAUAUACUAGCAUGCUGUAAUGAGUUUACCGGUGCACAUCGUGUCAGUACGCUUAACAAUGCCAGUCAGUUUGAUAGUCGACUCACCAUACAUGGUACUAUGUUGUCCUGCCUGUCUAGCCUUGGCCAGAGUUGUGUCUGAAAACCUUUUUAACCCGUGGAGCAUUUGAUUUAGCAUCCACAGUGAAUUUCUCUGAAGUGGGAGAAAAUAUUCCUUGUACAUACUCAGAGUUUCCUCAGCAGCAGCAUUGCCCUUGUCUGAGCCUAACUUGCACCUCUGUAUGUGCUGACUUAGCAGUCUAGAUCCAUCCCUUUAAUAGAAACUCUGAUGAAUUGCCUCCCAGUCUUCUUUCUUCUUAGAAAUGUUUUCAGAGUAUCAAUUCACAGUCAAUGUGGGCAUGAAAAAAAGAUGAAUACUCUCCCCUUGUGUGCCUUUCCCAACUUGAACAGAGAUACCUUACAUUUUCCUCUUAAUCCUCAUCCUCCUUGUUCUUCUGUAGUCUAAAGUCUCUACUCCAUUUUACUCCACAACAUUACUCCACUUACUGUAUUUUCAAUCCACUGACAAACUAGCCUUGUCAAUUUACCCAAUUUUUACUUCAUUUCACUCUAUGUAAGUGUUUCAGCACGUCUACCAAAUUCUCAUGAAUGUAAAUAAAAAACAAAAAACUAACAAAAAACACCUCUGCAUGCUUUAUUCACAUAAAUGGUCCGCCAUCUGGUCUGUAAAUCAGAUUUUUAAGCACAUUUUCUUGACUGACACCAAUAACCUUUACAGAAAAACUAGGACUUGACUCAUCCUUGCCUGCUUGCUUUACCUUUACCUCCCUGUGCCUAUCAUUGACUCAGUGAUGUAGUGAGUUAAUUAAUAAAUGUUUUGACAAUAUUAAAAGAUGAUAUUCGGGGAGUGAAGGAACAAUGAAAAUGUGAUGUAUGGGGUUCAGUGAAAUGAAUGAAAGGAUAGAUGAUGAUGGCUUGUUUGAAGGACAACCCCUGUGCCUCGUCACAUUGAACCCUCCCUCCUUUGUUGUCUCCUGUAUGCCCUCUUUCAUUCUACCUGUUCCUCCUUCCUCAGUGCCUGGGCCAAGUCAGUCCAUCAUCUUAUUGUCAGUGUCCUCCUCCUCCUCACCAUUUAAAUCCCAACAGCUCAGGAAAGCAGUUGACUUUUCUUGUACUCCACAAGGUUGGAAUCAAUUCCACUCUCUCCUCCUCUCUACUGAUUGCCCCUGUACACCAUGGAAAAGGAAUUACCCAAAUGUGUUUGGUGUUUUACUUUGUUUACUUUGUUGAUGUCUACACCUUUUUGUUUGUAAGUUAAAGCAAAAUUAUGCAACUAUUUUACUUUAAAGUAACAGCUUCAAACUCAUUUUUGACUCUUCCAUUCCCACUCCACGCCCCGAACGCCUGUUCUUGCACUAUGUAACUUGGGUUGAGCGGCUACAGUCUCCCCGGAGAAGUGCGUAACGCUUUACAGCACUACGUCACACACCACCAACUAUGGGUCUUCGGAUAAGAAGAAGCGAGCUCAGUAUUCUCAGUACGGACAUCAUGGCAGAGGCAGAGAGACCAGCUCUUAGCGUCUGCAUUCUAGCACACAAUUGCUGUGGGUUCAGAUGUUUUCGGUCAGUCGGAUUUAGGAUUGUACUGAGAUGAUUUGUUGCCCUGCCCAAGCGAUUGAUAGGCUUUGUUUUCUGUACCUGAGCUUUGAGCCUCUACGCCGCUUCCAGUACCCUUAACCGCUCACACUCGGAGCCCGACAGAAUUUAUUGCGCCAGCAUCCUGUAAUUACCACUACAGGCUGCAGAGGCCAGUGAUGCUGUUGCUCAGCAAAAGUUACAUAGUCUUGCUUUAAGUGAUUAGGAUGACCAGAAAAUAAUGAAGUAAAUUUUUGAUGUAAAGAUAUUACCGCAAAUGUAAGUGUUUUUGAGAGAGAGGUCUGUUAUGAUUUUUUUAAAUUGGCAUUUCUUACAAUACUCCUUUUGGGUACCUGUUGACUUUAGGUGAAUCUCGUUUAAAAUCUCUCUUCGUUGUAGUAAGUCAUGACUCUCCCCUGUGUCCUGUUCGCUGUAAAAUGAUAGAGUUGAGGUGAACUGCCAUCUCUUUGGCCGUACAGAGCACAGGAUCAGUGAUGUGCAGGAAUGCCUUAUAUCUUAACCAAUACAUUAACAUGGUCUCUAACUGUCCCCUCUCUGUUAAUUUAUAAUCUCAGCAUCCCUGUCGUUGUACAUAAAUGACUUACAAUAGAUAUCUAGAUAGACUGUAAAAGAAAGAAUAUAUUGUAUUUUGCAAAUGGUGUAUGUUUGUUCUCUUCCCCUGUCAGCCUGAAACCUUUAAAAUGACCGUGUAACCGAUUGUGUCAUUUGUACCUAAUGUAUGAUAAUGCUAAUAAAAAAUGAGGAAAAUGAAGUC
This is a messenger RNA of Xiphias gladius (swordfish), 7787 nucleotides long. It is a transcript of the gene prkcaa, whose product is annotated as protein kinase C, alpha, a. The record is from RefSeq and is a predicted model, not a curated record. The transcript has 17 exons. Gene Ontology annotation, biological process: peptidyl-serine phosphorylation; intracellular signal transduction. Bases 1 to 2016 code for a protein of 671 amino acids. Gene Ontology annotation, molecular function: diacylglycerol-dependent serine/threonine kinase activity; zinc ion binding; ATP binding. Lineage: Eukaryota; Metazoa; Chordata; Actinopteri; Istiophoriformes; Xiphiidae.